ACCGUGGGGCAUUGUCCCAGGACGGAGCGUGAUUGGUCAAAAGGCAGGUCUAUACAAAUAAUGUUGUUCCAUUCAGUGAUUUAAAAAGAGCUUUAGGAGUUUUCUAUUUUACACACGCGAGCGCUUUGGGUGAAAGGCCAAUAUAGUAAAGCAUUUCGUUGUGUGAUUGAAGAGAUUUGGCGUGGGUAGCUCAAAGGAGAGGUUAUGGAAGUUUUUGAUAUGUCGAUUGUCAAACGAGAGCCUUUAGACGAAUUUUCAUCGGAGAACUCGUAUUUGGAUCAAUUUAUGCCCUACAGCAACGACGUUUUCAGCGACACGCACUCCGUCGACUGGCUGUCCAAUUUAGUCGAAGAACGCUCUGGGCAAAACAUCGACCAUCUUGGAAACAUUCCCGACUAUCCGAACUUGGUCCUAAACUCCUUAAAUCGGGACCAAACUUUAAACAGUAUAAACGGCCUCCCUGUAAACCAACGUGGAAUGCAGGACGAUAUCCCCACGAACAAUUUCAACGGCUACAACGGCUCUCCGAUGGCGGCCGAUUUUGAACACAGGCUCGAAUCGGGGACGCACGAUUUGGACAGCGAUAUGAAAUCGUUUUACUCAAAUCAACCAUUUUACACGCAAAGCCUAAAUUCGGUUGAUACAAUUGUGGAAUUAAGCAAUGUGGGUGCGAAGGGAUGUCUUAAGGCAGAAUUCACCGCGUCCCCGUGUGAUGAAGACGAGGGAAUACGAUUAAGCGACCACAGCGAUCGUGAUAGCGAGUCGGGUGAGCGGGAAUCGCAUACUGAGGAAAUAAAUUACGAAAAUCUCGUGUUAAAAAGUUGCAGUGAACAAGGUUACGACUCUGGAGCCCAUUCACCUACCUCGGAGACUCCGAGCACACCGCCCAGGUGUUUAAUGUUGUCACAGGGGGAUAAUGAUGUAUCUAUUCCGCAUGUUGGAAAUGUUACGUCUUCACAUGAGCAGAACCAAACAAGACAGCCAUUCUUUCUCUCAGACGAAGAGAAACGCACCUUAAUAACUGAAGGCUUGCCCAUACCUGCAGGCUAUCCUCUCACCAAGUCCGAAGAAAGAGCCCUUAAGAAAGUGCGAAGGAAAAUAAAGAAUAAGAUAUCAGCCCAGGAAAGUCGCCGUAAGAAAAAAGAAUACAUGGAAACUUUAGAAAAGAGAGUUGAGGUGUGCUCCGCUGAAAAUUUGGAUUUAAGAAAAAAGUUAGAGUCGGUGGAAGUUUCUAACAGAACUCUUAUAAGUCAACUACAAAAGCUUCAAGCAAUCGUCGCUUCGAAGGUUUCCCGACCUACAUGCACGAUUUCAACACAGACGACGAAGAGCAAAACAAGCUAGCUUAAAGCAAACUGGAGAGUUGGUGAGGAAUUUGAGAUGAAUGAAAAGCGGGAAUGUGGGGAUCCACGUUAAGACAAAUGGUUCAGUUGAAAAGGAAAGACAGCAAACAUUCCACUGUCUACUGAGACUAAUAUUCAGGUGUACAAAGCGCCGUGUUCAAAGAACCACGAUUACUGUAUGUUUUUAUAUCGACGAAAGUGACGAUAGAAAAUGAAUUAAAUAAUUGCCAUCUGUAAAUAAAUUGAAUUUAUCAUCGACGUUUAUAAAAUUCGCCGAUUGAAUUAAUUAGUUGCCUUUCAAAAUCUUUUAAAAAGGAAGUUCAAAUCAUGCAAAAACUUUGGAAGAGAUUUAAACUUUGAAACUAUUCCGGUGACAAAUAAACUUCAUUUUGCGAGUGUAAAUAUAAUGCUCAGAAAAAAUUACUAUCGACAGUUUUUGGAAAUUCGAAGGCAACUCGCAAAAACACCAUUAAUUUUGAUAUUUGGUACCUUAAGCAUGUAGGACG
This is a messenger RNA of Dendronephthya gigantea, 1849 nucleotides long. RefSeq names its product cyclic AMP-dependent transcription factor ATF-6 beta-like. Bases 205 to 1344 code for a protein of 379 amino acids. The transcript is spliced from 10 exons. The record is from RefSeq and is a predicted model, not a curated record. NCBI's taxonomy places the organism in Eukaryota, Metazoa, Cnidaria, Anthozoa, Malacalcyonacea, Nephtheidae. Gene Ontology annotation, biological process: regulation of transcription by RNA polymerase II. Gene Ontology annotation, molecular function: cAMP response element binding; DNA-binding transcription factor activity, RNA polymerase II-specific.